AAAAUAAACUAACAUAAGGACUUCAUGAAUGACCAAGAGACAAACUACAUGAUAUCAAGAAAAGUGGUUGCUACCAGGAAGACAUGCGUCGAAAGAGGUCGGAGCUCAAAGUGCCAGCGGCAGCAGAACCGAAGUGACUAGGGAUCCAGGAAACUCAAGGCGGUCUGUGCUGACCCGAUUUGCGCUAAGGCGCUGGGGAGCAAAGACCAAUGAGUUUAUCAGGUAACAGGGUACAAAAUGUCGCGACGAAAAGUGUUAAGUGUAAAGUGGACUUUAGUAGUGUUAGUGUAUGUGUGCGCUUGCGCGCUUGCACGGCCGCAGGAGGCUGCCAGUGUGUCUAGUGACAAACCAACAGACAAACCAACCAGGACUGAAGCACCAGCCGUUACGGAGAUACCAGCCAGCAUACCGACAAACGUGACUGAUGCCAACUCCUCGAGAAAUGUCAAGUCAAAGACUGCUGCCAUCGGUGACUCCAUCAAAAUGGUUGCCAACCAACUGCUGGACUCUAACACUACCGUUGAAACCACUCUGGUGGCAGACACAAGAGUGCCACCCAAAGUGAAGAACCAAGUGAACAAACAGAAAGUCAAGACCAGAAAUGAAGACACUGAAGUUGAAAACUCACAUGUAGGAGUUGCUGUUCCUGUUUCAAUGGAGGAACUUGAAAUGGAAAACAAGAUUAAAGAUAUCUCUAGUGAAUCAUCUACAUCUAAUCAGGGUAUUUCUACUUGGAUUCUUUUAAGCAAUCCUACUCCUAAAGAUAAUGUUUCAUCUUCUACAACUGAACCAACCAAGCCAGAAGAGCCCCAAAAGAAGCAAAAGCCUAAUCAGAAUAAAAACAAAACUAAGCGGCCUCAACAGAAACCGACAACUAAACGUCCCCUUGUUGCCAGCGCAAAUAAAUCUGACUUAGUCGCCGGUGGAUCAGCUAUAAACGAUAAUGUUCUAAAUAAACUGAAAGACACAGUGUUGUCAAAUGUACAGAAAAACAAAAACACUGUAACUCAAAAAACUACAACUACUGUAACUACUACCACUACCACCACAACAGCUGCUCCUGAAAUCACAACAAAAAAAGAAGAACUGACCAAAACACCAGUUGCAGUUGUUCCAGUUGUCAAAGUUACGUCAAAACCAACCAAAAAGAAGAACAAGUUGAAAAAUAAAGGGACCACCACGACAACUACCGAAGCUCCCAUCGUUCAUGAAUCUGCAAUGCUGCCAAUGGAAGCCAAGGAACAAGAAAUUGAAUUAGAAAUUAGUACACCUGCCUCGUCUACAAAGAAACCUAAACGUAGCUCUACUAAACGUAAGAAGAACAAGACUAAGAAGCGUAAAACUUCAGUUACCAAACAGGAAGUGGCUAGUAUUCCCGAAGUAAAGAAACCUGAGAAAACCGAGUUAAAAGCUCCAAGCAAAACUAAAAAAACGAAUAAGAAUGAGAAAAAACCAGAAAAUCCCAUUUCUACGCAGAUAUUCAGCUACCUCUCCAGGGAAGUUAUGCCAUCAGUCGGUGUGGGAGUUAUUGGAUUGGCAGGUUUAGUUGGGAUUGCAAGCUACUUCCUCUAUCCAUUUGCCACACCAGUAAGACGUACUUUUGAAGUUGAUAAGAAAGAUGAUUUAUACAGACAUAAUGCUGAAGAAUAUGCCAGUGAAGGCAAUGGUCAGGCUGAAGAAGACAUGCUUGGAACUGUAUUAGCAGGUAUGCCUGCUCACUCUAAACAUAAAUUGAACCCUUACAUCGGUCAAAUGGCUAACGCUAACAGAUAUCCGGCAAAGAAGGAACAAGACAUAAAAUAUCGUCAUGUAGCAUCCAGCUAUGACUCUCCUAAUUUCAAUUCCCAUUAUCCUCAGCAAAAAACUGGCAUAGCUCACGGUGCUGUAUAUUCUGAGCCAGCAAAAUAUAAUCCUCACCCAUAUGAAACAAGACACGUGUAUACUACGGAAAGCAAGUACGCUUAUGAUAACACUGGAUACACUCCUUACCCUGCCGUGGAACCGAUAUACGCUGCGCCACAAACUGCCCCAUCAGCGGCAGCAUCUGGUUACGGAAACGAUGCAUCGAAUUCAGUCGUGUACGGAGUAAAACCUUCGGCUGAGACGGAUUUCAAGCCAGUGUAUCCGUUCGAAGGACAAGUUUUUAGUGAAACCACCAAUAGUCCCAUUACGUAUCCUCCAACAUCUAUGUAUUUAGGAUCAAACAAUGAAGCUGAACAACAACAACAACAACAACAACAGCAGCAGCAACAACAACAACAACAACAGCAACAACAACAACAACAGUAUCGCCAGCAACAACAACAACAGUAUCAGCAAGAACAACAACAACAGCAGCAACAGGAAGAAGAUGAUGAUCAAAAAUAUGAUGACGAGGAUCAAAACAACGAAACUGUUGACAAUAAGUUUGUUGUAGGAAAUGUUCCUAAAGAGCUAGUAGACUCCGCCACCCCUGCUGUAGUUCCAGAGCAUGGGCCAAGAAAUUUAAAUAGAAAACGUCGUAGUAUAGUGGAAGAGAUAUUGAAAGCUGCUAAAGCUGAUAACAAAGACAUUUUUAUAAGCAAUGAGAUUGACGAACCUCUCGGUUCACCUUACAUAAACUUAGCAUCAAUGGAUGAUUCAAUUCCAUCUUUUUCUCCUUCUAUUACACCAGUAGAAGAUAACACAAAGGGAGAAGAUAAACCUACUAUUAUACCAGUGUAUGCUGUAUCAAUGGAUUCAACUACAGAAGAAGAUAAAGCAACUUCCACUGAUAUACCAUAUACAACCAGUGAAGACCAUAUCAUUGAAAGUGUAUCAACUGUACCGUUUGAUACCAACAAAUCUGACAAGACCACGGAAGGCGACGCAUCAAACGAGUUGGAAUUCACAACGAAAUCGUUCAGAGUUUACGAAGUCUUUUCAAGCCCUUCCACACUGCCCAAUGAAGAAAGCAGUCCUUUGGUAAAAGAUUUGACUAAACUAGUGGAAACAACUACUCAAGCCAAACUUAACACCGAAACUACAACAGAGUCUGUUAAAUCUGAGACAACAUCCACAAUGCCUUCUUUAGAAACCAAAGGCACUGAACCUACGAUAGUUUCCACUCUUCAACCUAAACCAGUUCAACCUACCAACAACCCAAAUGUAAUCACAUACCCACCCAGCAACGGAGAUGGUAGUUUCUUCACCUUCUUGAAAAGAAUAGUUGAGUUCAAAUACCGUCUUGGACUAAGCAUUUUGCAGACAACUUCAGACUCUCUGAACAGGUAUCUUCGUAGUAUGGACAGUGCUGUGCAGAAAAUGGCAAAAGCGUCACACGCAUAAUUAAAUUAAAUUAUUUAUCAAAUAAGUUCGACGUGCUCCCAGAAAUGCGUUAGAAUGUAGGUAUAGACAGUUACAUUUGAGUUUUUCAUGAAGCUCUUCAAUUUCAAUGUGAUAAAGUUACAGAAAAUUAUAUCAAAUCACAGUAUUUCAGAUUUCUUUCUCAUAAAUAAUUUUUCAUCAACAUUAAAUUGCUAUAAUAAUAAGUGAAAAUUCCAGAUAGAUUUUUAAGUUGUAUGUAAGAAUUGUAUGGUUGUGUGUGUGUUGUCGGAAAUUAUAUUUUCAGGACGUUAUCCUCGACUCUUUAAAUAGAUUUUGAGGGAAACCUGCUGAAUGUAUAUUGUGAUAAUGGCUAUAGAUACAGCCAGGUUUAAUUUAAGUUAUGCUUAGUUAUAACUCCCAAUAGAAUAUUUUUAUAUGAUUAUACGCCUGUAUUCUUAAACUUACUUACUAAAAUGUAAAUAUUGAUCAAAAUAUAUGUAUUUAUAAGUUU
Molecule: messenger RNA, 3796 nt
Organism: Plutella xylostella (diamondback moth)
Lineage: Eukaryota; Metazoa; Arthropoda; Insecta; Lepidoptera; Plutellidae
Source: RefSeq, a predicted model, not a curated record